GACCCCAACAGUCGGCCCGACCUCCGUGGGGUUAAGGAUUUCACAGAUGACCAGAUCUCCGACUUGCAGCAGGAAAUCAGAGACAUAGAGCGUUUUCCUCCACAGGAGCUCAUCGUCGGAGGCAUUGGAGAGUCCCAACCUGCAGAUCCAGAGGUGCAGGCCAUUUGUGACUCUGUGAAGAGAGAUGUGGAGGAGAAGAGAGGAGAGAAAUAUGAGACUUUUGAAGCCAUAUCCUACAGGACACAAGUUGUAGCUGGAACCAACUACACUGUCAAGGUCCACAUUGGGCAGAACAAACAUCUGGAGCUGGUUGUGUUUGUGGGGCUGCCUCACACCAACAGUGGGCCAGUCCUCCAAAGUGUUCAUGAGUCCAAAGACGACUUGGAGCAGGAAGGCGGAUUUAUAGAGCCGUUCAUAUGUUACUUUCCCCCAAGACAGGAAAUAAUGAUGCCUGAAUAUCCUGAGCCUGAGCUCAUGACUGGAGGCAUCGGAAAGUCCCAACCUGCAGACCCAGAGGUGCAGGCCCUGUGUGACUCUGUAAGUAUCAUGAACUUAAAGCUACACUGUGGAACUUUUCUGUUGACACAUCAGGUCAGAUCUGUAGAGAGGCAACCUCGUAUAAACUCAUCAUGGUGAAUAAUUAGGGUGCUCUGAAUGCAGAAGGUAAGUGAGGAAUAACUUUGGAUCACUGCAAACUGUUUCAAAUGAAAAUCAGGCACAGCAAAAGCAUUAACUUAAGUAAAAAAAAAAAAAACUAGUAAAGUUCCAUGAAACACCUUUAAGUGUUUGAGUGGGAGUGAAUCUUGUGCUGUUGUUUAGGUGAAGAGUGAAGUGGAGGCGCAGAGA
Molecule: messenger RNA, 846 nt
Organism: Boleophthalmus pectinirostris (great blue-spotted mudskipper)
Lineage: Eukaryota; Metazoa; Chordata; Actinopteri; Gobiiformes; Gobiidae
Exons: 3
Cellular component (GO): cytosol
Molecular function (GO): cysteine-type endopeptidase inhibitor activity
Source: RefSeq, a predicted model, not a curated record